This is a messenger RNA of Merops nubicus (carmine bee-eater), 1641 nucleotides long. It is a transcript of the gene GTPBP2, whose product is annotated as GTP binding protein 2. NCBI's taxonomy places the organism in Eukaryota, Metazoa, Chordata, Aves, Coraciiformes, Meropidae. The transcript has 11 exons. The record is from RefSeq and is a predicted model, not a curated record. Gene Ontology annotation, biological process: translational elongation. Gene Ontology annotation, molecular function: translation elongation factor activity; GTP binding; GTPase activity. Bases 76 to 1641 code for a protein of 521 amino acids.
GAAGAUGGGAACAUCGAGUACAAGCUGAAGCUGGUGAAUCCCUCGCAAUACCGCUUCGAGCACCUGGUGACGCAGAUGAAGUGGCGACUGCAGGAGGGCCGAGGGGAGGCCGUGUACCAGAUCGGCGUGGAGGACAACGGGCUGCUGGUGGGCCUGUCGGAGGAGGAGAUGCGCGCCUCGCUCAAGACACUGCGCCGCAUGGCGGAGAAGGUUGGAGCUGACAUCACGGUGCUGCGGGAGAGGGAGGUCGACUACGACAGCGACGUCCCGAGGAAGAUAACGGAGGUGCUUGUCCGAAAAGUGCCUGACAACCAGCAGUUCUUAGACCUGCGAGUAGCUGUGCUGGGGAACGUGGACUCGGGGAAGUCAACCCUGUUGGGUGUCCUAACACAAGGAGAGCUGGACAACGGGCGGGGCAGAGCACGCCUCAACCUCUUCCGGCAUCUCCAUGAAAUCCAGUCCGGAAGGACAUCGAGCAUCAGCUUUGAGAUCCUUGGCUUCAACAGCAAAGGAGAGGUGGUAAAUUAUAGUGACUCCCGAACAGCAGAAGAAAUCUGUGAGAGUUCUUCCAAAAUGAUCACUUUCAUUGACCUGGCUGGCCACCACAAGUAUCUGAAAACAACCAUCUUUGGCCUCACCAGCUACUGCCCGGACUUCGCUAUGUUGGUGGUUAGCGCCAACACUGGCAUUGCAGGCACAACACGAGAGCACUUGGGCUUAGCCAUGGCCCUCAAGGUCCCCUUCUUCAUUGUCAUCAGCAAAGUUGAUUUGUGUUCAAAAGCCACUGUGGAACGGACGGUGAAGCAGCUGGAGCGAAUCCUGAAGCAGCCAGGCUGCAACAAACUCCCCCUGCUUGUGAACUCAGAUGAUGAUGCUGUCACAGCAGCACAGCAGUUUGCACAGUCUCCCAACAUCACCCCAAUCUUCACCCUGUCCAGUGUUUCUGGGGAGAACCUGGAUCUGUUAAAAGUCUUCCUCAACAUCCUCCCUCCACUGACCAACAGUAAAGAGCAGGAAGAAUUAAUGCAGCAACUCACAGAGUUUCAGGUUGAUGAAAUUUACACUGUGCCAGAGGUGGGGACUGUUGUGGGAGGAACUCUAUCGAGCGGGAUCUGCCGAGAAGGGGAGAGCCUGGUGGUCGGUCCCACUGACGAUGGGAAGUUCCUGCGGCUGAAGGUGUGCAGCAUCCAGCGCAACCGCUCGGCCUGCCGCGUGCUGCGGGCUGGGCAGGCGGCCACCCUGGCCCUCGGGCCCUUCGACCGCUCCCUGCUGCGCAAGGGCAUGGUCAUGGUGAGCCCAGAAAUGAAUCCCACCAUCUGCUCAGUGUUUGAAGCCGAGAUAGUGCUGCUGUUCCAUGCCACGACUUUCCGGAAGGGGUUUCAGGUGACGGUGCACGUGGGGAAUGUGCGACAGACUGCUAUUGUAGAGAAGAUCCAUGGAAAGGACAAGCUGCGGACAGGGGAGAAGGCAGUCGUCCGUUUCAGGUUCAUCAAGCACCCUGAGUACUUGAAGGUUGGAGCCAAGCUGCUUUUCCGUGAAGGAGUCACCAAAGGCAUUGGACAUGUCACUGACCUCCAAGCUAUCACCACCAAAGACAAUGGCCUGGAGGACUCCCUGGGGCCUGGACAGCUGAGCUUCUGA